GAUAUUCAUUCGAUGCUUCCCUCCCAAAAUGUUGAGACAGAGCACGAGCUUCCGGACUCCGGUCCACCCACUUCGCUAAGUCAAGAAUGCAUUCAAACAGUCGACUUUGCUUCACAGCAAGAUGAAUGUGCAAACAACGGUGUUUCUAUGGCUGCGCAAGAAGAUGCCGCCUCUGUCUGUGCAGGCCAAGUUCAAAGCUCUUUUUCCACAAUUCCAAGCGAUGGGCCUGGCGUCGGUCGCAGCUGUUCUGCACCCAAUCUCAAGACGAAUGCAGGGAACAGCUCAAAUACUUCGUUCAUGGAGGGAUGGCCAUCAUCCAGCACAUCACUUACACCUUCCCCGUCAACAUGGUCAUUUCAGAGCGUUGAACAUCUAUCUGUACGCAGACCAAACCCAAAGCUGGCACAUACACGGCGCCAUGAAGGGCAUGAAGGGCACAUUACUACAUCACAGUCCUCGCGAGAUUUGAAUUCGAAUUCAACUACAUCCACGCCUACGCACAAGCGAUCUGCCCAACUGUCUGAUGGCACACGACUUUGGACGCUCAUGGACACUGUGCCUGGUCUGCUCGGAACGAGAAAACACCUUGAAGGUCUCCGAGAAAUGAAGAAAUCCAAGCUCUCGCUCGUCAUCCCAAAAGACGCAUCUGGCAACGAUCUUUUUGACAGGAAUGCCAUCACGGAUCGAGACACUUCAUUGUUGAUUCUCAUGACCCUCAUUGAGCAGUUCUCUCUUCCUCCGGAUGCCACAACGGAACGACUAGUGAAGCCCUUUAACUUCACCGUAAAUAUGCUUCACUGCUGGCGCGAUACCGACUCAUUUCCUCCGAUGCCAGUCACCAUAACGCUCUCCCAGCUUGCAACACAAGUCCGCAUUUGGCAGCACACCAACACCUAUUUUCCCCUACCCGUCGAAUACACGCUUCUCCAUGCACGCUGGGCCGACAUAAUCGACACACACCUCAUCCCCGAAUCCAUCCCAAUCGAAUUCAUCACUCGCACUAUCUUCAACGAACUCAUCCACCCUGCCCUCAAACCCGAAGACCUCGCCCUACGCAUCCAAGCACUCCAGCAAAAGAUCGCCUCAGGCGACCUCCCUCGCUGCCCUCCCGCCCCAAUCAAGCCUCCCGCCCACCCAGUAAUUUCACGGCUCCGCACGCACCAAACCAUCGAAUACAAGAUGCCCGCGCCCACUCACCCAAAUGCCCUUUACGCCCGCCGCUUCUCACACAAGUCCCCGCUCGGUGAGGUCCAGGAUCUCGAGCUGGGCCAUGGCGGCAGCAAACACGACCCCUGGUUCGAUCCGUCCAAGAGCCAGCAGCAGGGCCAUAAGAUGCACAGCGUGCGUAAGGCGAUCCAAGACGGGAGGAAUAAGUACAGAGGGAAGAGGUGCGUGCUCUGGUUCAAAUGGAUCGGUGCUGUUUCCGUCGUCCUGGCGAUCGUUGGGGGGCUUUUGUUGGCUUGUUCUUUUAAUAUUGGAAGGAAGGGUAAUGAGGUUUGGGGGAAGUGA
Messenger RNA from Aaosphaeria arxii CBS 175.79, 1509 nucleotides. RefSeq lists its product as uncharacterized. The annotation marks the transcript as partial. The record is from RefSeq and is a predicted model, not a curated record. Lineage: Eukaryota; Fungi; Ascomycota; Dothideomycetes; Pleosporales. The transcript has a single exon.